GAUACGCAUGGAGAUACCUGCAUAUACAAGGAGGUAUCUACUUUAAUGACAUGAUCCAUAAUAUAAAUUGAAACGAUAGUUGAUUGAUAUCAAAUCAACUGAAACCACUCUCAUUCACCACAUCUCUCUCUGCCCAGGUGCUCCAUCAGGCCAAAUGAGAGGCUAGCCAAACAUCAGCCGGAAGAGGGCGAAUCAUACAUAGUACGAGUAAUGAAUAGUGUUGAACUCAGACUUUCAAACUCUUGUACGUUGUUGCGCUGCAGUGCAAACUCAGACGUGCAAACUCAGACGUGCUUGUAGAUGCUCGAUAUCACCAUCAGACUUCAAAGAACAUCCAUUCUAAACCUAAACCUAAACCCAGCUCAUAAAUCCUUUUCUUUUUCCUUUAUCGGGAUUCUUAUCCCUUCACAAAACAAAUCAUUCAUUGCAUGCAUGGGCAUAGAUUGAUUGCAUUCUUUCCCCCCCUCCCUUCAUUGCUUGCUUGAUAAAUUAGAUUGUCGAGGUGCAAAUGCAUACAUAAUAUUACGAGGUUCAGCAGAAAAGAGGAACAAGAGAGAAAGUUGGCUGAAAACGAGAUAUAUGCAGCCUAUCGCUCCGAGCGAGGAAUUUAUCAGCAAUUCAAUCAAUACCACCACUGUUGUACCUAGGUAUCUCAGGUAUUCAAGGUCUCUAUCCAAGAUAUCCUUACCGAAAGCAUCCGGUGUCCGUUCAUCGACCCAUCCACCAUCCACCAUCCACCAUCCACCCAUCCACUCAUCCACCCAUCCAACCAUCCCAUCCCAUCACAUCCCAAUCCCAAUCCUAGACCAUACGCCUUUUCUACAAGCCAAACCACAAAGUAAAUCCGAGUUCAGUUCUUGCUUCUCCACCACAGACACACACCAACCACCACCACCAACGCAGCCAUUUUUGGGUUUGUUCUGUGCCUUCGCCCUCGAUAAGAUAUCCCUUCGAACGCCCGCCGCAAGAGAUUCAGUUCAAUUUGAUUUUAUUCCGGCUGGCCGAGAACUCAUCGGGACUGGGUUCAACAUUCGACAUUGCGUUGGAUCAUUGGAGAAAGGGAAGCAAACGAGGCACGCAACAUUUGGAAGGGUGCGACAAGGUUACCGUAUAAUGAUGGAGGACUUCCUGCGGGGGAUGCAGCAAUCAACUCUCACCACCUCGGUUUUAUUCGCAACGCCAACGUCGAUACCCAUUAUCGCUGCCGCUCAGGAAGCUCUUCGAGACACACUGCAACAACCGACUAGCCUUCAACGUGCGGCGGCGGCUGUUGCGACCAGUACAUCUAGCGACAAUGUUCAGCUCAAGUCCUCCAAUGAUUCGACGAUAAAUGGUGUGGUGAUAGGAUUAUUGAGUUCAUUUGGUUCGGCCAUCUUAAUCGCUUUUAUCUUCCUGAUUGUUUAUUUCUUCAAAUACACCAGCAGUGGGCGGAUUUUACUGGAUCGGAUCGGAAGGCCGGGAGAAUACGACGAUGAACAGGCUUUCGCAAAGGAAGAGGCCGAAGCCUUGGAAGAAAUGGAUGAUUUACAAAGAACGGAAUACUUACGAGCCAAAGCAUUCGUACAAUCAAACCCACCCGAUUCAUUACCAACCGACAUUUCCUUAUCACAAUACUUGGCAAUUCAAGAGAAAGGAGUCUCUGCUUGGGAAUUCGAACCAGAGUUAGAGAUUGCGAAUUGUUUUGUAGAGGCUAGGACGGAAAUUGAAUUCUUCGAUAGCGAAUGUUGCACCUUGACGAAUUUACCCGUACCAAAACAGAACGAGGUUUACUAUUGGGAGUCUAAGAUUUACGAUAAGCCAGAAAACACACUUAUUAGUAUCGGCGUGGCUACAAAACCUUAUCCUUUGUUCAGGUUACCAGGGUGGCAUAAGUAUUCCGUCGCUUAUACAUCUACUGGACAUCGAAGAUACAAUCAACCCUUUAGCGGACCGGUAUAUGGACCACAAUACGUUCAAGGAGAUGUUAUUGGAGUAGGAUACCGACCUCGAACUGGCACGAUAUUCUUCACUCGAAAUGGAAAGAAACUCGAAGAUGUAGCACAUGGUUUGAAAUCACAGAACCUUUUCCCAGCUGUUGGAGCAAAUGGUCCUUGCACAGUACAUGUCAAUUUUGGUCAAUCUGGAUUCGUUUUCAUUGAAGCAAAUGUUAAGAAAUGGGGUUUAGCACCUAUGACUGGUAGUCUUGCUCCUCCACCUCCAUAUGGUAGUGAACAAGGAAGCAUUCUUUUAGAGGCAGGACGAGAAGGUGCGCAAAGUAGUAAUGGUCAUUACCAACCAGACCCAAGACAUGGACGAACUCGAAGUGGAAAUUUUAGGCAUGGUCCACCUACAAGUCCUGGACCAAUACGAUCACCCACAGAUAUUUCUUUAGCUCAACUUACACACUUUCCUUCACACGAAGAGCCCGGGGAGGCUUCUAAUAGUUCUACACCAGCACCUACAGGAGGUGUUACACAACAAAGUGGAUUGGGGGUACACGAUAAUGCACAACCUCCUCCAGAAUAUACGAGUCCUUUACCAUCAGCAGCAGGAAGUCCUCGAGGAAGUACAGAUAGUGAAAGGACACCAAUGUUACGAAGAAAAACUACACCUCCACCAAUACCAAGUUAUAAUGAUGCAGUAGCACAAAGAAAUCGAAGCCAUAGUCAUCGAGAUAGAAGUGGAGGUCGAAGAGAAAGAAGUGAUAGUCAUCGAGCCCGACAAGGUGAUGGAAAUCCUUCUCAAUCAUGACCACCUAGCGUAGAGUGAAUUUCAGAACAAAAUUAUAUGAAGCGAGGAGUUUGAGAGAAAAUGAGAAAGAGGUAGUUUGAAUAAAGGCUUUUGGCAUGGUAUUGAUCAUGGGAUGGAUCGCAGUAGUGAUGUUUUCUUUUGGGAGGUGGGAACUUGUUAGGACUUGGAGUUUACAUAUGAAUAGCGUGGUGUGAGGUAGUUCCCUAUGUUGUUGAAUUGAAUUGAAGGGUGGCACGGUGUAGUUUUGGUAUGCUCUUAUCUUGUCUUGGGUUGGGUUGGUAAGACAAGGAAGGAUUUGGAGAUAGGUUGGGAUGGAUGGGAUGGGAGAAUUGUUUUGGUUGGCGUAUUGGGUGUUUUUUUGUGGAUUGGUUGUUGAUGGGUGGAUGGAUGGAAUCUUGAACAUAAGUUGAAAAUUGGAGAAGAAGAUUUUGAAGAGAGGCAUUGGAAUGGAUGGAAGGAUGGAUGUGGCAAGAGUGUCUCGGAAGUGAGAGAGUAUGUGAAUGGAGGUAUGAGAUGAGAUGAGAUGAAAUACAUAGGAAGAGAAUGGAAUGGAGAUAUGGAUACUGAUUGCUUGGCGACUAAGUGGAGAGGGGUAAAAUGACUUGUGCAUAAGAUAGCAGUCGAGGCAAUACAAUUAUAUGAAGUUCCUUUGUCAUUAUCAAAAUUAAAAUUCAAUGAAAUCAAAUCGAAUAAUACCUGAUCCA
Messenger RNA from Botrytis cinerea B05.10, 3434 nucleotides. RefSeq names its product Bcear1 (gene Bcear1). The transcript has 3 exons. The record is from RefSeq and is a predicted model, not a curated record. NCBI's taxonomy places the organism in Eukaryota, Fungi, Ascomycota, Leotiomycetes, Helotiales, Sclerotiniaceae. Gene Ontology annotation, molecular function: protein binding. The coding region runs from base 1117 to 2730 and encodes 537 amino acids.